ACGAAAGCGGCAGCGUGCAAGAUCUGUGAUUCUAUCGAUCGAGUUCCCAAACCCGAACCCGAAGCAUUCCAGUGCGAUCAUACGCAAAUUCAAAACCUAAAACAUGAAGUCCAUCAUUCUGUGUCUGGUGUUUGUGCUGGCGUACGCAGGAGGUCAGCGAAUCACCACCAUCCAGCUGGACGGUGUGCAGUACUUUAUCAGCCGGAUGAACCCAUACUCGCCGGAAUUGAACUACUUCCUCGCCUACCAGUACUGCCGCUCGCUGGGACUGCAGCUGGCCUCGUUCGAGACAAAGGAAAAGGUAGAAUCGAUGACCGAGUACCUGCAGAAUGCCGGCUACGGCAAGUACAACUUCUGGACGUCCGGCAACCGGCUCGGUACGGGUAUGUUCCUGUGGAUGAGCACCGGUCUGCCGUUCAACGCCACGUUCGACUACUUCGAGAAGUCACCGGAAACGGUCGGUUUGGAUCCGCUAGACAACAACAGCAACACCUCCCCUCAACGUACUGCCCGCGAUAGCAGCAGCGGACUGCAGAAGGGAUGCGUGCACCUGAAGGCACCGAGCCUACGGUGGGCCCCGGAAGACUGUUCGGCCGUGAAAGAUUUCAUCUGCGAGCAAACGCGAUGCUACUACUACAACUACGGUAGCAUUCCGGUUUCGUCCGCGCAGGGCCGUCCAAUUCAAACGUCAACCAGUAGUGCGUUCUACACCACGCUUGCUGCCACAACGACAACAACGACUACCCCCACCACGACGGAACCCUCAACCACUGCUGCUGAAGCGCGCCAGUUUGUGUCCUUCUCCACCGUGUCGACGGUUGUGCCGCAGCUGAAUGCUGAGCAUACCUCACCAUUAGCCUCGCUGCUGAACGGUGACAUCUUGGAGCAGGAUCGUACCGCACGGCCGUCGGCUUCACAGCAUGCAAACACAGCCGAGGAGGAACACGAUGAAGAACUGGAGCUUGACCAUGAUCAGGAAGAGGACGAGCAGCAGUUGCACGGGGACGAACUGGAAGAGGAAGAUGAUGAGGCGAACGUGGUCGGACGGAGCAGUCAGAGUGUGAAUGCAGUAGCCGAGGAUGAAGAGGACGACGAGCACGAGCAGGAGGAGCAUGAGCACGACGAAACCGAUGACGAGGACGAACAAGCGGCCGAGUUGCAUCAUCAGCAAGCCCUUGCCGCCGGUCAGAAUACGGAUGCAGUCGUUUCCACCCUGCCCGAGGACAUACCGGUCGAGCAAAAGCUGAAGCAAAUCACCAAGGAGAUCGAACAGCUUUCCGGUGGUGCGGGUGAUCGCGAGCUACGUUUGGACAGCCGUCAGAGCUUCCUGUCGCUGUCCGAUCUGAUCAAGAAUAUUCGUCCAGCAGAAAAGGUGGUACCGCAGAUCGACUCGUCCUACGCAAACACGAUGCGCGUCCUUGGCGAACCACUCAGUCAUGGUCAGAAAAGAUAAGCGUCAAUUGCGAUAUUGGCGUGACGUUGGAAGAGGACGAUACGAGGAGAGACUUUUAAGCGUUACUUUUUAACAGUUUUAGAGAGGAAAAAAACCACACAUGUCGCAUUUAAACCAUGCAUACCACCGUCCAUCCAUCCAUCUUUGAUUGUAGUGUUUCGCUGGUUUCGGUUAGUUUAGGUGCUUCGUUUAGGUUCUGCAGGAUCGUUUUAACAUUGUUGCAAUGUACGGUUCUCUCUGAGGACAACAACCCAAUCGGUAUCAAUAUUGGAAGGAACUUGAAUUUUUGGAACAUUGGGACAUCGCUUCUCGAGAGAACUUCCGUUCGCUAAUGUUUGCACUGGGAACUCGGGGACUAUAUAAUGUCAUCUCUGCCCAUUCACCCACAACACAUUCCCUUAUCAUCAUCACCAUCAUCGUCCAUCCUCACUCGCAUACGACUACCCGUCAGAAAUCGUUUAGCGGCAAGAACAUUUCGGUAAUGCUGCUGAUCUCCCCCUAAAGGCUUGCGGAUGAUUUUGCACACAUUUUAAAAUGAGCUUUUGAUUAACUUUACCGAUGGUCGUCAGUGUGGGACGGAAGUAUGGACCACCGAGAACUAAUUAAAAUGUCGUUUGCACUUCCCAUCCUUGGUGGAUGUCGGUCGGAGACAAACUGCACCGAAAUAGUUCCCAAUCCCACCCCGAAAUGAUUAUUUCCUCCACAAAUCCUCCACCAAACAUACAAGUGACGGAGUAAGGUUAAGCAUUAAACAAGUAACAGAAUACGAACGGUAGAGUAAGUGUACUAGAAUUCUUGUGAUUUAAACUGAACACGAAGGAGAGAGAUCAUUGUAAGACAAACCAGAAGUGACAGGAAAUGUAGCCGUCCAGACCCGGGCAUACGUUUUCACGGACAGAUACACUGGA
Messenger RNA from Anopheles moucheti, 2361 nucleotides. It is a transcript of the gene nw, whose product is annotated as C-type lectin 37Da. Gene Ontology annotation, cellular component: external side of plasma membrane. Gene Ontology annotation, molecular function: carbohydrate binding. The transcript is spliced from 4 exons. Bases 104 to 1453 code for a protein of 449 amino acids. The record is from RefSeq and is a predicted model, not a curated record. Gene Ontology annotation, biological process: biological process involved in interspecies interaction between organisms. Lineage: Eukaryota; Metazoa; Arthropoda; Insecta; Diptera; Culicidae.